This is a messenger RNA of Aureobasidium musti, 1581 nucleotides long. The record is from the annotation of a GenBank genome assembly. Lineage: Eukaryota; Fungi; Ascomycota; Dothideomycetes; Dothideales; Saccotheciaceae.
AUGUCUACCACGCAGACUCCUCUAACAACACGGCGUGCCUCAGCUGUUCUACCUCUUGAUACGGCUCAGCUGUCUCGACCACUAACACGAGACUCAAACACAACCCCAAUUCAGAACGAUGAUGAGCAAGCAGUUCGUCCCCGCAGCCGUCGCGUGACCAGCUAUCAUCAUCCUUUCCAGACUCGUGCUUCACCAUGCAACGACCCUGCCCCGUCAUAUGCGACGGCUACUCGCCUUCCGAAGUUUCCGCCCGCGCCUCGAUUCUUUGACAAUGGAAGGGAAGUUCUGCCGAAAUACACUUGCUCUGUGUCAAGGGAAGGUCCGAUGCAAAUGCGCAUCGAGAAAAUCUCGCCCUUCCAAUAUCUUCAGAAGCAGGACUUCCGUACUGUCUACGUGGUGCUGAAUGGCACUCAAUUGAGUGUCCACAAAAUCAAGACCAUUCAGCUCGCUGGUCACUCUAUGCCUACUGCAGGAAGACUGAUCAAGCGAUACACUCUUCAGCAUGCCGAGAUUGGCCUGGCCACUGAUGUUCAGUACAGCCAGCUGCUUCCGGCCACGCGCUUAGCUCACUUCAUUCCUACUGCUGCUCGCCGCAAGGCAUACGAGAAGGAUCCUGACCUCUUCACACCUAUCUCUCAGGUCGUACUCCGUCUGCGACUUGAGACUGAUCAGUUCCUCUUGGCAGACCACUCUGAAGAACGAAUCUUCCGAUGGAUCCAUGAUCUAUCUGCCAGCAUUGAUAUUUCUUUGCCACUUGACGAGCGUUCUGCACCAAAGCCAUGCACUAUCCCUAGGCGCCGACGCAGACAGCGAGUCCAGGAGACUGAAAACAUCAACGACCAGAGCGUCAUUGCAGAGCAGGAGCAGAUCAUGCGCGAGAUGUACCCAUCCCUCGCACGAUCAAUCGAACGAGGCUUGGAAGGUGCGGAACUCGUGCGUACGGAAUCUGCGGACGACACCAACGCCCUGACACUCACUGCCACAUUCGAGCAAGAGGCCGAGGACAUUGAUUUGUCGUUCCUCGCUGAAGAUCUUAGCCAGGAGCAACAACCGUCAGUUCGCCCAGCUAACCUUCGUCAAACAACCUCUUCCACAGUUUCCACGACAACGUCUUCGUUCCAGUACGAGACCAACCCUGACAACUUGGGCCCUGGUGGGAAGUGGACACCUCCGCAUGCCCGAACAAAUGCAUCACAGUGGCGAUACAUCAAGCGAUGCAUGCCCACACUGCUAUUCGAUGCUCCCCGCGCUAACGAUAUCAUUAUGUGUCAUGGUCGUCGCUUGAGACUCAACACCAAGAUGGACAUGCUCGAGGAAUGGGAAUUGGCGCCUCCUUCUUAUGAUAUCCAUGACUUCCCCAAAGGUCUGGAUCGUUCUAUUACUAUGGCUUCUUCUCUCGCAACCACUUCCUCUACCAUUUCAGCAUCAAGCAUCGACACUCAGGAUGGAAAGGCUGCAGCUCUUGCCCACCACAUUCCUCAAGGCGACUUGAAGAGAUUCUCGCAUAUCGCGAUGCCCACUCGUAACAAGAUCCCUGAGCGUACCUUGAUGGAAGAAGGCAUCGUUGUGGUUGCUUUCUAA